GCCGUGCAUGGCAAUUUGACAUUUGCCUGCCCGCUUUGACUGGCCGGAUCGAGGAGCCGGGGGCAAGGUCCUCGCUCCAUCCAGGAGCCAAAUCCCGGAUUUCUCUUCCUUCCACCCUCUCGUCAACUUCAGGAGGCACGGUGAGAAGGAUCGGAUCUUUCACUCGCUACUUCCCCCGCGUGCUGCUUGCGACUUCUGCGACCGACCGUGUGUGCGACCGCCUGAGACGUCACCUAGGCAGACAUCAACACCGCAAGAAAGCCAGGAGCUUCCUUUCCCACCGCACAGUCACUCGUUCCGCACAGCUCUACUGUCAACAUCUUCCCUCGUUUAGACCCGGGCCCCCGCUUGACCACCGCCGUAUCUCAUUCCAUCUCCCAUUGUGUCUAUCUCUGCGCCUUCAGAUAGCAGCCGACCAUGCGCACCGCGCUCUUGACCUCCGCCCUCGCCGGCGUUGGCGCUGUCAACGCGAUCGCUACCAUCUCGGUGAAGGGCUCCAAGUUCUUCACGAGCGAUGGCGACCAGUUCUACGUCAAGGGCAUUGCCUACCAGCUCGUCCCCGACGACCCGCUCAUCGACAACACACAGUGCAAGCUCGACGCAGAGCUAAUGAAGUCAAUUAGCACCAACUCGAUACGUGUCUACCAUGUUGAUCCCUCUGCCGAGCACGACGACUGCAUGAGCACCUUCGCCGACGCCGGCAUCUACAUCUGGCUAGACUUGGAUACCUUCGAUACGCAGAUUGAGCAGACAUCGCCGCACUGGAACCAGACCCAGCUUGACCACUUCUCCGCCGUCAUGGACACCUUCCAAAAGUACGACAACCUGGCUGGCUUCUUCGUCGGCAAUGAAGUCCUCACGACAGGUAACGGCUCCGUCGCCGCACCCUUCGUCAAAGCCGCCGCCCGCGACCUCAAAGCCUACCGCGACUCCAAAAACUACCGCAACAUCCCCAUCGGCUAUUCCGCCGCCGACAUCUCUACGCUGCGCCCCAUGCUGCAAAACUACCUCGCGUGCGGUGACAAUUCCUCCGAAGCCCUCGACUUCUACUCGCUCAACGCGUACGAGUGGUGCGGCGAAUCGUCCUACAUGCAGUCCGGCUACAACAUGCUCACCGAGAACGUGACGAACGUGGGCUACAACAUCCCCAUCUUCCUGUCCGAGACUGGCUGCAUCAAGCCACCACCCCGCACCUUCGACGACCAGGCCGCCAUUUUCGGGGAUGAAAUGGCCAAUGUUUGGUCCGGUGCGAUUGUCUACGAGUGGAUCAUGGAGGCAAAUGAAUAUGGCCUUGUCAGCUAUGGCCCCAAGGUUGAGCCUGGCCCCAGCGCCCCGCCGGACGGAUAUACCCGCUCUGGAACACCGACGCCUAUCUCGCCUGACUUCGAUAACCUGAGCAACCACUGGAAGACGCUGAGUCCGUCUGGCGUGAAGGAGUCGGAGUACAAUCCUACGCUUACGGCUCCUCCGUGUCCAGCGUUUACUUCCGAGGCUUGGGAGGUCGACCCUACCUCGAAGCUCCCUACGCUGGGGCAGACUUACCAGGCGCAGGCGGGCGGUACUGGAGGUGGUUCUCAAGCUACGGGAUCUGGAAGCUCAGCGACAGCAAGCGCGACAAGGGGCGCUGCUCCAGGCAACCCCGCGCGGGAGCUACAGAGCAUGGGCAUCGGUCUCGUUGGUGUUUUCGCCGGCUUCCUCAUCUGGAUGUGAGAGGCACCCUUCUUUUCGAUUUCGAAACCAUGCGCAGGGACGCAUUUCAAGGGCGCGUACCGAGAACGCGAACCGGGUAAUGGGCUUGUAGAGAUGGUUUGCAAUAAUGGCUUGGUCGGUACAUAUACCCCGGUUGUUUCGUUUCCUUUUCCAUACUGGUGGGCCUGGUUGCAUGAGCAGUUGCACAGCGAGCAAUUGGGAAUGGCGUUGGUUCUAUGCAUACGGACAUGAUACCAUGUAAUGUGUCGGUGGAAGGAAAACAAAAGUACCUACCUACUCAUACCCUUGUAGAUAUCGAAUAGCAUGUCUGAUAUUGGCAGUUCUUGCA
Molecule: messenger RNA, 2038 nt
Organism: Trematosphaeria pertusa
Lineage: Eukaryota; Fungi; Ascomycota; Dothideomycetes; Pleosporales; Trematosphaeriaceae
Product: glycoside hydrolase family 72 protein
Exons: 4
Coding region: 418-1710 (430 amino acids)
Biological process (GO): fungal-type cell wall (1->3)-beta-D-glucan biosynthetic process
Cellular component (GO): cytoplasm; fungal-type cell wall
Molecular function (GO): 1,3-beta-glucanosyltransferase activity
Source: RefSeq, a predicted model, not a curated record